AGGGCAGGAGGGGAGGGGACCACGAUACAGGAGACAGAAAGGUUUCGCGAACUAAGUCGAAAGACCGUGAACUCUUCAACUUUUUGUGUUAUCUUGUUACGUGAAGGUGUUUUAAGUCGAAGUUAAGACAGUCUAGGCCUUGUCAAGGCGGGAAAGUGUUGUUAACGGUUAUCGAAUAAGAGUGGAACCUUCUAUCUGCGUCCCUCAUUUCUAGCCGGAAUACUGUCACACCGGGACCGUAAAUACAGCCGCCGUCGUAGGAGCUUCUGCUGUCCGACCGGCGGAGAGAAACAAUGAGGAUUCAGUAAAAAAUAUCGCCGUUUCAAUGACACAGACCUGUGCUGUCGGUGGACUCGAAAGCAGAGCCGCUGCGGAGUUCGCGGGUUUGGGUGUGCAAAGGUAAACAGCUCCGGGUAUGGAUUCGUGUCGGCGGGCAGGACUCAGCGGGGUCCUGUGCUCCCUGUCUCUGCUCUGUGUCAUCCUGGACAUCCAGCUGGACGGUAAGGCUGCCUUUAUGCUCUAUAAACACCUGUGCAGACGUAAAUUAACGUAAACAACAACAACGUAGCGGGUGUUGGUGUUCUGGGCUGUGUUAUGUUGAGCGGCGUUCCUAAUAUUUAGUCAGAUUCGUUAACAAACAAACACGAUAUAAUACACUACAGAACACCCCAAACAUCCACCACAACUCCAGAACUACUACAACCAUGUAAAGAAACACCUGAAAGUGUCGAAGCUUCGUGAACGUCAAAUUUAGAAUGUUCGAUUUUAAGUUUGGGACGAUAUGCUUCUCUCCCGAUUCGAUUCUUCUCCGAUUUAUGGAUGCCGAUUCGAUUUAAAUCGCGAUUCUACGAUAUUUUCUUGAUUUUAAAGGUCCUCAACAGCCGGGCUGACACGAAUAUAGAACACGAAAGUAUGAAAUAUUCGGAGGGGAAUUUUGACGCGCCUGGCUAUACACAUAAAGGCCGAUGCGAUUUUGCGACUUUCUGGGGGAAAAAGACGCAUCCCGGGGAAGACUUUUGCCAGGGAAAGUCCCGCCUCCUUCGCCUCUGAUUGGCCAAAAAAGCUGGAAACAUCAUCACACGCUCAAGCCAAACGAUCAGCACUUAUAGCCAAUCAGAGGCAAUAAGAUAAGCACAUGAAACUAUUGUAACAACCGUUAGCAUACGUUAGCACAGGUGAACGUUAAAACAAAGACGCAUAGCAAACUGUUAAAGCACACAAACCAUCGUCAUAUGAGAGAUCCCACGCUACGACUCUUUACAAGUUGUCCUGUUUUUGCUUUUUCUACAUGAAAUAUCACAGAAAAUGAAUACAUUUCACUGUCAAAAGUCAUAAAAGUAGACUACUUAGGCAUGUAGAAGAUGAGAUAAGCAAAGACUGUUUUGUCCAGAUGGGUAACCAAAACUAACAUGAGCAAACAAUCAACAUGGCAUCUGUCCUUGUACUCCAGCAGUUUGUUCACAUCUUUAUUAAAAAAACCUUUGAGUUAUUUAACACUUUGUCCAUCAAAAUCAUAAUGUGAAAAGUUGUGUAACAUACAGACAAAUUGAAGCCCCGUCGUGGUCUUAUGUUGUAUUUUUAUCGCUGUCUCUCUCUUAGUCUUAUAUUCCAGUCUGACUCAGGCUCCGUCUUACAUUUCAGGGGUCCUCGGGGCAACUCAUGUGGAGAUCGAGCACCACUUGGAGAUGGGCCGCAAACUUUUGGCCGCUGGGCAGCUGGCUGAGGCUUUGUCCCACUACCACUCUGCCGUGGGUAAGGUUACACACAUACAUAGACACACACGUACGCAGUGACACACAUUUAUGCUCUCUCACUGUUGGCUGACACUAUGAUUCUUUGCUCCAAUCAUGUCUGCCCUCUGAAAGACUGAGGUUUAGUCAUGAAAUCCAACUUUGCUUGUGUUUCAUUUCACAGAGGGAGACUCUAAGAAUUAUCUGACCUACUAUAAACGAGCGGCAGUGUUUCUGGCGAUGGGAAAAUCAAAAUCGGCGCUCCCAGACCUGACCAGAGCGAUCCAGCUCAAACCUGACUUCCUGGCUGUAAGCACAGCUGAUCACAACCAGAGGAACUGGUUCAAAACAGUUCAGACGACAUUAGCUCACAGGUUUGCUCGUGUUUCAUUUUCUCAUCACCUCUUCAUGUCCCUGCUCUCUUUCAGGCCCGGUUGCAGAGAGGGAAUAUCCUACUGAAGCAGGGCAACACAGACGAGGCUGUGGAUGACUUUGAAGCAGUGGUAGGAUCAAGUCUUAAAGGGAUAUACCGGCGUAAAAUUAAGUUAGGGUCAAACACCCGGUAACACCGAGUUAGACACCACCUCGAGAGAUGAAUGUUGCCGACCGCUUGCUUCUCUAGUUAUACCAACUUUAGUAACGACCGCAUGAUAGCAAUACACAGCGGUCUGAGGAGCCAUAAAAACGCCACUCUAUAGCCACAAAUAAUGUUCAGAACAGCACCUAGCUUCAUCAACAGUACAUAGGGUCCUAGCCACCAAACAUCUUUUUAACUUUGCCUUAUUUCUUUAGCAAAGAGACUAAACACAACUCACCUACUCUCUUCCAGCAGCUGCUUGUUUAUAGCGAGACCUGGACUGGUCCAUUACGGACUACAGCGGGGUGACGCAGCUAAAGGAAGAACAUUUAUGAUCAUUACGUUAUCAUUUCCUACACUGCACUACAGACGCUGUAGGUCCUGUGCUUUAGCGUCUCAGUCUGGUUGCAUUUCCAUGAAGAAAUGAUCAUAAAUGUUCUUCCUUGAGCUGCAAAACUCCGCUGUAGUCCCUGAUAGACUAGUCUGAGGUCUCGCUACAAACAAGCGGCUGCUGGAAGAGAGUAGGUAAGUUGUGUUUAGUCCCUUUGCGAAAGAAAUCAGGCAAAGUUAACAAGAUGUUUGGUUUCUAGUACUAUGGCUGUGACCCUAUAUGUACUGUUGAUGAAGUUAGGUGCUGUUUUGAGCAUUAUUUGUGACUAUAGAGUGGCGUUUGGUUGAGGUUUGUUUAUGUCUCCUCAGACCGCUGUGUAUUGCUAUUGUGCGGUCGUUACUAAAGUUGGUAGAACUAGAGAAGCAAGCGGUCUGCAACAUUCAUCUCUCGAGGGGGAGUCUAACUCGGUGUUAUCACGUGUUUGACCGUAAAUUAAUUUUACGCUAGAAUAUUCCUUUCAACAUGCACUUCAUUUUCAGUGGAAAUAGUGUAAAGUAUUAUAAAUAAAUAAAUGAAGGAUCUAUCUGUUUAUUGGUGUUUGUAGCUUCUGCGCUCUCCGGCCCAUGAAGAAGCUGAGGAGCAGGUGAGAAAAGCCAGCGAGCUUGUGGAGCUGCGGGAAGAGGCGCACGCCGCGUACCACCAGGGAGACUACAGCACUACAGUCACAGUGCUGGAGAGAGUCAUUGAGGUGAGUGACGCCAGCUUCAACACGUCAAAAAAAUACUAAAUAAAAGAAGCAGGAGAUAGCAUGAGUAUGUGUAGGACCUACCAAAGAAGAAGAGAUAAGGUACCAUCAGCUUUCACAAGAGGAGUCCUGAAUGUUUCCAGGAAAUUUCAGGAUAGCUUGACAGCACCACGAUUAUUCUUAUUUUCACUUGUCGUAGAAUAGGAAUUUUGCACUGUGGUAUUAAAAAUGAAAGGAUCUGAGCUCUUCAACCAGCCUGCCGAUCUUUGCUCAUGAUCAUUACAGCCUUUCCCUCGUCCCACUCUGUCCGUCCCACUCUUUAGAUCUCCCCCUGGGACCCAGAGUCCCGUGAGCUCCGCGCAGAGUGCUACAUCCGCAUGGGGGACCCUCAGAAAGCCAUCCAGGAUCUGACGCCGACCACGCGUCUCCGCAACGACAAUCGCGCCGCCUUCCUGAAACUCAGCAUGCUGCAUUACAGCCUCGGCGAGCACCACGAGUCUCUUAAGUAAGCCCUCGGUCAAACAGGCGAAUGCAAAUCCUCCUGAUUUUCAUCUCAUUUAGAAAUCUAAACUCUGUCGGUGUCCCUGCAGUCACAUCCGGGAGUGUCUGAAGCUGGACCAGGAUGACAAGGAGUGUUUCAGCCACUACAAGCAGGUGAAGAAGCUCAGCAAGCAGCUGGAUGCAGCAGAGGAGCUCAUACACAUGGAGAGGUCAGAAAAGAGAAUAAAGGAUAAGUGGAAAUGUCAACCACCUACUCUUCUUCAUGAGAUAAAAUCCAGUGUGUGCUCUUUUAAUAUCUAAACUGAGAUAACUACUUUAACUGGAUUUCCUCUUUUAUAAAACUAGGUAUGAAGAAGCCAUCGAAAAGUAUGAAUCUGUGAUGAAGACGGAGCCGAAUGUCCCGUUCUACACCAACCUGGCCAAAGAGAGAAUCUGCUUCUGCUACGUCAAGGUGCGCCUCACCCCCCAAAAAACACAGACUCUCUGUCGGAAAUGCUCAUCAUCAAUUCUGUUUUUGAAAAUUCUCUGAGAUAGUUUUUCUUCAGUCGACGAAAUUUCAAAAUCCACAAAUCCUGUUUUGAUGAUUUUUAGAUCAAGUUGGCUCACAAGGCCAUAGACGUUUGUUCGGAGGCUCAUCAAAGAGAUCCACGCAACGCCAACAUCCUCCGAGACCGAGCUGAGGCUUACAUUCUCAACCAGGACUAUGAGAAAGGUAGAGUGUGUGAAACUUUAAAUGCAUAUAACACAUUAGAUCAUCUACACUUAUAAGUAGUAAGAUCUUUUCUACAACAAAACUCAACUGUAUCGACUUUACUACAUGGGAACUUUACUGUCAUAUAUGUUUAUUUUACAUGUCAACGUUUUUUUAAAAUUAUAUUUAAAUUUGUUUUUUUGCAGCUGUGGAGGACUACCAAGAGGCACGAGAAUUCGACAGCGACAGCCACGAUAUCAGGGAAGGGCUGGAGCGAGCACAGAAACUGCUGAAAAUCUCUCGAAAGAGGGACUACUACAAAAUCCUGGGUGUCAGCAGGUAACCGUUUACGUACAAGAUCUGCAAAAAGCUGUGAGAAUUUUGAAAAACUAAAAAUUUUUUAAUGGAAAUGUUCAGAAUCUUUUUGUGGAAAAUUAUAGAAGUUAUACUAGUUUCUGGAAAAUGUCGGGAAAUUUCUGUUAAAAUUUUUGUGUAAUUUUUUGAUAAACUAUACGGGAGUUUUAGAAAUAGAUGGAAAACUCCUCCUGUAAAUAUUUAGUGUUUUUGUGAAUUUAUAUCGAAAAAUUUCAGAUAUCAGAAAUUUUCAACUGAGAAAUUUCAGUAGUUGUAGUUUUGGAAAGUUUUGUCAAUUUUGCAAAUUUUUACAAAUUUUACAAAUUUUAAAAGGAAUUUUUUUUGGAAACUUUCUGGUGCCUUCUAUGAAAAUUGAUAGAAAAUUUCAGGAAUUUACCACAAAACUUUUCUCGAGACUUUUUGAAAUUUUUCAUUUAAAUUUGUAGAAAUUACAUUGAACGUUUUCAGGCAUUUUAAAGAGAAGUUUUCACUGGAAAAUUUUAAUAUUUUUUAAUGAAAAUGUUUGGAAAAUGUCCUCAUAAAAUACAGUGAAAAUUUCCAGAUAUCCAUUUAUUCAUUUUUUUGUUGAUGUUAAAAUGUGAACAGAAAUGUCGGUUUCAUCCGACUUCAUGCCUCUAGUCUAAGUUUUGAAUGAAAUUGGAUGAAGCGGGUAAAUUUCACAAACUUUGUUUUUUUUUAGGAGUGCGAAUAAGCAGGAGAUCAUAAAGGCGUACAGGAAGCUGGCACAGCAGUGGCACCCCGACAACUUCCAGUCUGAGACGGAGAAAAAGGAAGCGGAAAAGAAGUUCAUCGACAUCGCUUCAGCUAAAGAGGUCCUCACUGACCCAGGUCAGGAGCUCUUAGUGGGAUUGAAAAGACACGAUUUCAAAGUAGCUUUAAAUGUAGUUUCAGUCUAUUUUUAAUUCGGCCCACAGUGAGUCUGGACUCAGCUCGUCAAAACUGCUAAUAUUUGCUUGAAAAUUUGUAAACACGUUCACAUUUGUGGCAACUUUCUCGAGAUCAUGUAACAUUUAUCCCAGUCCACAAUUCACAUUUGUCAUGUUAGCCAUGUUAUUUCCCUCCUUUAAGGCUGUUUGUGUAAAAGUCUGACAUCAGUCCGAGCAAAAUGCUACUUCCAGAAGCCAAAAUACAAAAACCGAUGUAAUCCACCUAUCAUGUUCAAACUCAGUUGGCUUUCCCCUGUUUUAAAUUUGUCUGCCUUUGCUUACCGUUGUCUCGACAGAAAUGAGGCAGAAGUUCGACGCUGGCGAGGACCCUCUGGACCCAGAAAACCAGCAGGGCGGCGGGGGUGGAGGAGGACAGGGCUGGCCUUUCCACUUCGACCCCUUCCAGUCCGGCGGCAGCUUCCACUUCAAGUUCCACCACAACUAAAGCGAGUAGGACUCAGGAACUGGAGUAAGAGGGGAUUUAUGGAAACGUCUUCCCAGGAACUUUUUGCUUUGGCUUGGACACAUUUGUGGGUGACUCGAACAUUCAGUUUUUUUUUUACACAGCAGAGGCUUGAUACAAAAAAAUUGUGACUACUCUGGACAAAAAUGAAGGAGCUUACUGCGGCUACUGCUGGAGAAAGAAAAUGAAGUCUUGUUUUAACACUUCAGAGCCUUAGGAAGGGGAAGGUUGGUGAUUGAACGCGGUUGAUUUUGGACGUUUGGCGUGUCUGCUCUUAAUAUUUCUUUCUUUGUGCCAUUUUAUUGAGGGACUCUCCUUUUUUUAAUGCAGUAGCUCAUUCUCAGACAUCACACAGGAGGGCUGUCAGUGUGCCGUUUACUGAUCUCAGUCUGAAUUUUCGACAGUGUCAAACCUCCUCAGCUUUUCCACACAGCGACCGCAGUGUGACAGGAAGUAGUGAGACUUGAGCACUAAGGAAACUCAUAGGAAACGUUUUGAAAUCCUAUGGAUCUUAAAUCAUAGCCACUCUGUGAUUGUUUUAACGACAUUCUUGAAUUUAUUUGUUUUUUUUACAGCUAUCUAAAAGGAAUAAGAUGUGAAAUCUGUGCUGUAACUUCAAAAGUCUAUUUAUGCAGCUUCAAAUGUUAAAGAUUUAAGUUAUGAUUGAACUCAAACCUGAUCUGAACUGAAAAAAGGAAAAAGUCUCUUUUAGGAUAACGGUGAAAAACAGUCUGACUGAACUUUUCGUUUCACUCCAUUCAAAGCGCGUCUUUGAAAACUUGCACUUUUAUCCUUGUUAGCCACUCCACUCCUGAAUUGUUACUGCGGGCUUUUAAACGCCUCUCAAAGACCCUCUUCUCAAACCAAGUGCGUCUUUAGCGGUCAUAAGCGCCUAGAGAUGCAGCAGAAUAACUUCUGCGAUGCACCGGGUUUGAUUCAGAGGCUCAGUUUGAGACAAAUAAGUUUCUAUUAAAUAUUAAUAAUUAUUAUUUAACGAGGGCGGUUUAUCAGGUUUUCACAUAAGUUAUUCUGUUUGAAUCCUCGACUGUGUGAAGGGAACGCGUCAGGCUUCUUUAAAAGGACUUAGCUGGACCUUUUUGUUUUCCGGGUUUCUUUCUAUUUGGGUUUUUCUUCUGUUUGUAGCUUGAAUUUUAUUGUUGCCAAACUGAAUCAGCAAAUAUGCUAAAGCGCAUAAAAAUAUUAAAACAACCAUACUUUGUCUGAAUGCCAUGAUUUUUGCUAAAGCAGAUGAAGUAUCGUGCUCUUUUUCAGGAUUUUGGUCGAACUUCUGAUCGUCUGUUAGCAGCUUUACACGAUUUUCUCCUCUUGAAACUAUCUCAAAUAUCAGCUUCUAAAACAAGGCACUCUACAACCCUCCUCAACUGUUGCCAUGUUCCAAAAUUGUCGUUGUGAGUUAACCGGUGUUGGCGAAAUGAUUUGGACUUCGAAUCUGAACCAGGAAGUUUGGAAAAAGCCAGAAAAUCUCUACUAAUGAAGAGCAAAGUGAGUAUGACAAUUUGACGAUUUUCACCAAAUUUGUGAUGUCACAAAUUGAGCAAUGCAUGACAUCAUCUCUUGAGUGAUAUUUCAGGUUACAUUACUCAAGCUGAUUUCUUGAACUUUGCUCCCACACUUGCUAAAAAUACCAUAUUGGAUGUCUCCAAGCUUACUUGAAAGUUUAACAUUGGUGUAACACUCCUUUAAUAGACAUGUUUGACGUUGCUAUGAAACUUAGAAAAGGGCCAAAGUAGCAGCAACCAUUCGUCACUUUUAUUUCCUUAUUUUGUCGAUGACAAUAAAAGAGUCUCAAACACUGGAAAA
Messenger RNA from Xyrichtys novacula (pearly razorfish), 8160 nucleotides. NCBI's taxonomy places the organism in Eukaryota, Metazoa, Chordata, Actinopteri, Labriformes, Labridae. The record is from the annotation of a GenBank genome assembly.